CAACUCCAUAUUAAUGUCCAUGAUUUUGGAAUGAGAUGUUCGACGAGCAGGUGUCCACAUACUUUUGGCCAUGUAGUGUAUUUAUAUCGUAUUAACAGACGUAGUGUAGAUUGUUACAAUAGGCCUAUCUCCAGUCUAACUGCGUAAUCCAAUAUACUCCAGUCCGUAUUUCCCCUUCGCCCCAUCUGGCUCAUUUACAGGUUAUGUUUACUACUGGCGAAGGAGAGGCACAGAGAAGGGGAUCCUAAGGGACUGAACAAUUUAGGCCUACCUCUAUCGUAGAGUAAAAUAUCGACAUUAUAUUUUGCUGUUCUCGUUGUGCAAUAACCGUGUGGUCAUUUUGGAAGGAGAUAUCCAUCAGAGGUGAAGUCACCCGAAACGCCUUCUAUUAUGAAGAAAAAUAGCAACUGACUAACGAACGAGCAACAGCGAACAGUUGACUGGAAUCGAGUUUGCGGUUUGAUAUCCCCCCUCCCUCCCCCGAUACACGGUUCAGAUUAGUUUUAUAUUACUUGAAGUUGUAAACGACAUAGUAAUCGUUAGUAUUUUUGCGUUCAUGCAAGAAGAUAUGUUUGUGAAAGACAGCAGCCAUGAGCAGUGAGUGACCCGUGGGUUUCGCUGCUGUACGCCACGCUUGCUUUGCAUGAACCUGAAGUUGUCAAAAAGCGAAGCUACAGAAUUCAAGGACCGUGUUGCACUUUUUUUUUUUUACAAGCUGCGCUUUUAGGUGUUCUUUCAAUACACGGGAAUAUAACAUUUAUUUAGUAACUAGAUACAUCCAUAGCGAGUGUUACCGGAAGCGUAAUUCAAUUGAGUUGAUAGCUUUCAAAUCGCAUCAAACUUUGUGGCCUCCUGCCCAUUCAGCUAACGGUACCGUUAGCCAGCAGCUAGCUAACGUUUACUCCCCCUUUUCCUCUGCGACGCUGCGGAUUGUAAAUCAAAAACACUUGAAAAGAAGACUCGAUGCGAUGCCAUUUAUUGCAAAGUGAGACUUUAAACCUUUUGUUUUCAGCCACAAUGAUUCUCACGGUCGCGUUUGUUUGUGGCGAUUUUGAGUAUCCCUCGGACCUGUGCAGUUAACUAGCUGAAGCUAACCAGUGAGUUUAGCUCGCUAAGUUAGCUAGUAGUGAACACGUUGGACCCUCCGCCCAUUUUUCCGGGGAUGAGCGUUUUUUUUUUAUAUUUGUUUUGUUUACCUGUGGUUUAACUAACAAACCAAAACGACAGCUACACCUUGCCAGCUCAUUUUAAUCGAGUUGACUCGGAUUCUUUCCCGGACAGUUACUGUCUACUGUGUGUUUUUUUUGUUUGUUGUUGUUGUCGGUCGGAUAUUGACUAGAGUUGAGUCAAUAUGUGUCCGCGGACUUUCCUUGUGUUUUUGGUGACUGCUGUCUACGUAUGGAAUUGUCAGCAAACGAAUGGAGAAAGUACAGAAAUCUCCAAUGGGAUCUGCUCCAGUAAGGACAUCCGGAACAACGUGACCAACCUGCGCUCCCUGGAGAACUGCACGGUCAUCGAGGGCCACCUGAAAAUCAUCCUCAUGUUCAAGACCAAGCCCGAGGACUUCAGGGGUGUCAGUUACCCAAAACUGACCGUGAUCACAGACUUUCUGCUCCUGUUCAGGGUCUACGGUAUGGAGAGUCUCAAAGACCUCUUCCCCAACCUCACCGUGAUCCGAGGAAACAACCUAUUCUUCAACUACGCUCUGGUCUUCUUUGAAAUGCUGCAGCUCAGGGACAUCGGUCUCCAUAGCCUGAUGAAUAUCACUAGAGGAGCGGUGAGGAUCGAGAAGAACCCGGACCUCUGCUACCUCUCCACCCUGGACUGGUCCAAGAUCCUGGAUACGGUGGAGGACAACUAUAUUGUGUCAAAUAAGAAUGCCAGGGAGUGCGGGGACGUGUGUCCCGGGGCGCUGGCCAAGGGGAAGGCUACCUGUCAACAGACCACCAUCAACGGGAACUUCAACGAACGUUGCUGGACGCACAAGCACUGCCAGAGAAGUAAGACACUGGGUUCUUUUAUUAUUAUUAUUAUUAUUAUUAUUAUUUUUAUUAUUAUAUUUUUAAAAUGUAUUUAUCCUGGAAGUUCCAUUGAGGUCAGAAGGCCUUUUUUUUAACGAGGGGAGAUGAUGGUGUGAGUGUCUUUAAAUGCAUGUAAAAAUGGCACACUAGGAAAGAUGAUGAUUGACCUUGCGGUUGUUGUCUUCCUUUUCUGCACUUAUUUCCUUGUUUUCGAUGCUCUGUUGUCCAUAGUUAUGUU
Messenger RNA from Oncorhynchus keta (chum salmon), 2259 nucleotides. RefSeq names its product insulin receptor-like. The record is from RefSeq and is a predicted model, not a curated record. The transcript has 2 exons. Bases 1352 to 2116 code for a protein of 254 amino acids. Lineage: Eukaryota; Metazoa; Chordata; Actinopteri; Salmoniformes; Salmonidae.